UUGAUAACGGCCAGCUGUUUUCUAUUGUUACACGUACAGAUUUACUGCGUACCCUGGCCUUGAUUACGACCUUUAAAUCUUGUUAGUUUAUUGAGUUGGGGGAAAGUUAUAUUCUUGUUACAUUACAUUUGUAUUCAAUUCAUAUUUCAAGUGGUAUAACGACGCAUUUUCCUCGUCCUGGACCAGAGAUCUGAUCUUGCAUCUUGGAUUUGAAAGUUAGAGUGUGACCAACCGGUCGAGCAGAGCCCGAGAGCCAAAGGUGAAGGAAGGCCACGGACGAGGCGAGGGCAAGGAGGAGCUGAAGUUAGACCAUUGUUGACAGACAAAACAACUGGCACGCGAUCGACUACUACUGCUGACGCGUCAGCUGUUCAUCGCCAGUCAGACAAAAGAGGAAAUCGUUUCGCCGUGACAGUACUAUACUUCAAAAAUAGGUCAAACGUGCUCAAUCAGUGUAGACUGUAUAGGUCUUGAAAAUCAACAGGGGUUGAUGUCUGAGAAAGGCCAAGGCAUUCCUGAAAUAAGAGAAUAUCUGUGUGACCAGUCUAACAGCAUGCCCGGUGAGGAUCAACACGGCAUGAUGAAUUAUAGUGGAGCACCGAGCACAGACUCUGGUAUAAACCAUGAAGGUGGAGAUGGGGUGGAUUACCUGAGCUCUCCGGCUAAUGUCAAGAAGUAUCGCAGAGAAGCUCACAAGAGGGUCUUUGUCAACAGGAGUCUCAGCAUGGAGAAAAUCAAAUUCUUUGGAUUCGAUAUGGACUACACUCUAGCAAUGUACAAGUCUCCCCAGUACGAGCAGCUUGGCUUUGAACUGAUUGUCAAGCGUAUGGUUGCCAUUGGAUACCCUCAGGAUCUGUACAACUUUGAAUAUGAUCCAUGCUUUCCUAUCAGAGGUCUUGUCUUUGACAAGGUUUAUGGAAACCUACUUAAGAUUGACACAUAUGGCAAUAUCCUGGUAUGUGUACAUGGCUUCAAGUUCCUUACUUCAGCAGAGAUUGCAGAGCAGUACCCAAACAAGUUCAUUGCCCUCAGAACAGAACAGGAUCGUCUGUACGUCCUCAAUACGCUCUUCAACCUGCCAGAAACCUACCUCAUCGCCUGCUUGGUGAACUAUUUCUCAACUCAGCCAGACUUUGUGGACGGUGACAAGGGGGUGAGGAAAGGCGAUCUCUUCAUGUCUUGGGAGAGUAUCUUCUCUGAUGUCAGGAACACCGUUGACUGGGUUCAUCUCAAGGGUUCCCUCAAGGAUAAAACGGUAGAGAAUCCUGAAGAGUACAUCAUCAAGGACCCAAGAUUACCCAUGCUUCUACAAAGAAUGAGAGACCAUGGGAAGAAGGUUUUCCUUGUGACCAACAGUGGCUACAACUAUACCAAGAAAGUGAUGAAGUACUUGUUUGACUUCCCUCAUGGACCUGCGCCUGGAACUCCUCACAAGAAGUGGUACCAGUACUUUGACAUCACCAUUGUAGAUGCUAAGAAACCAAGCUUCUUUGCCAACGGAACUAUCCUUAGACAAGUUGAUCUCGAUACAGGUUCCCUGAAGAUUGGCAGUCACGUUGGCGUGGCCCAGCAAGGAAAGGUCUACUCGGGAGGAUCCUGCGAUGUCAUCUGUGAGAUGCUCCACGCCAGAGGCAACGAUGUCCUCUACAUCGGAGACCACAUCUUUGGAGAUAUCCUCAAGUCUAAGAAGGAGAGGGGAUGGAGGACUUUCUUGGUGGUACCGGAGGUUGCACAAGAACUCUCAGUCUGGACAGAGAAGAGAACAUUGUUUGAGAGACUGGAAGAGCUGGAUGUGGCUUUGGCAGAGCAGUACAAGAAUCUUGACAGUGCAACCGAGAGGAUUCCAGACAUCAGUAAAGUAAGGAAGGCCAUGCAGACUAUCACUCAUGAGAUGGAUAUGUGUCAUGGUAAACUAGGAAGUCUGUUCAGAAGUGGUUCCAGACAGACCUUCUUUGCCAGUCAAGUACUCCGCUACGCUGAUCUCUACUCAUCAUCAUUCCUUAACCUACUUCAUUACCCAUUCAGUUAUCUCUUCAGAGCACCCCAUCAACUGAUGCCUCAUGAAGCCACCGUUGACCAUUACGACCACUUUGAAGAGGAGCCCCAGGCCAUGAUGUCACCUGCGUUGUCAAGGAAACGGGCUGCCAGCGAUGUCACUGCCACCACCUCACGCAUCCCGAACGGAGAGCAGAAGAACAAGACGUUCAGCUCCCCCAAGCCACCCAUGAUCACCCACGGCCAUGACCAAGAUGAUUAAAGAUGGAACCCACUUACACCGGUAUACGCCACGCCCGAUGUGCCACGCCUUAUGGGCCACGCCCAAUCAUUCAAUCUCACAUCAACUCCUUCCACAUUGAGUAAGAGGGGCAGAAAGCUGAUAAAUGAUGAAUUGUAUUCACGUCUUCCUUCUCCUUUAUACGUUGCCAAUUUAUUUUGACAGUAAGUCAUUUUUAACAAUUGUUGGAAUGUUUUGCCACAUUUUAAUAUGUAAAUGUGUAGCUACUGUUUGCAAUUAUUGUUCACUGCUAGUAGAGAUUUUAAUGCUGUUUUUUAACAUGUACCUAGCAUGUGAUUUGAUUGUACAUUGUUGAUCUGAAAAUAUACAAGGAAAUGUUUUUUAUUGACUCCCAAGAAAUUGACAAGAAUAAAGCAGAUGUAGAUGAUUUAUACUGAUUGACUGUACUGUCUUAGAGGAUAUGAACGUCAAAAAUAGAGAACGCUUUUAACUGUACUUACAGAGCCAUACAUGUACUUUUCUUUUCUUGAUAAAGGCAAGAUUUUACUUUUGUUUUUAUCGUCGUUGGGAUUUCAAUAUAAUUUUUGAAAUAGUUGUGACUUUCCCUUUAGGAAUUGGGCUCAAAUGAUAUGGAAAUAGUCCUGUGAAUUCUUCAACAUGUUGCUUCUGUAUCUUAGGCUUUAUUUUGCAAAGAGUUUUGGAGUUGUUUAGGUACAUUGUGUGUAUGUUGCAAUCUGAAUUUCAUUGCACAGAACUGUACAUUAAGGCUCAUUCAGAUAUGGGCUGGUAAACAGCUGCAAAAAACGCCACACUUUUGUCUGCGUGUAAAAUGAACGGUAACUGUGCGCAACAAAGGACUCUGUGUUAUAAGAUUAAGAAAUGUUAUGCGUAUAACCCUUUAAGUCCUUUAAAAAACAGCGCAGUUUUGUCAUAUCUGAACAAACCUUUACAGGACAAUAUCUGAGAUACAAUAAAUCUACGAGUUCAUCAAAUGAACAAAACCAUGUAUGAUUGUAUCAUACAAAACAAAAUAUACAUACAUGUACAGCUGUAUGUACAAACAUUAUGGAUAUAAGCAUUCUUUUCUUCCUCUUUCAGAGUGUACUUUUGAUAUUGGACAAUAAUAUCUGUGCUUUUCCAUUCUUGUAUAGGGCAUAGCCGCAUAUCACAUUAUGAUAUAUUGUGUGUAUGCACUUCCAAACAACUUGGAAACUAAUUUACUUUACUCUCUCGUUGUUUAUCAGCCCAAAAUAAACAAGACAUCCCUUAUGGAACCAUUUUCUUUUUUGAUAACUGUUUUUGUCAUAGCUAAAUUUCAUGCAAUGAUUUGGCUGUGACCGGAUUUGUUUAAGGGCUAAAUUGAUCCCCCCAACAAAAAUUGAGCUAACUCACAAAAUGAGGAGUGGCUGUAUCAAAGGGGUAAACAGUAGAGAUGGAUGUUUAUGGCCUGUAUUGUUUGCCUUUUAGCUUUAUAUUUCAUGUCAUGUUUAUGCUUCUAACAACUUAUUAUCAUUUUGUGAUUUCUGUUUACUGUUGAUUUUCAUCUUUUAUCAUUUUUAGAAGCAAUAUUGCGUUAACUGAAAUAUAGAUGUGUUACUAAUGGCCAAAUAUUGCUCCAAUGUACUGCUCCUCCAUGAUAAUUCUCAUACGUUGUUUAGUACGGAAUGUGCAUGUAUCUCUGAAAGGAGGUGCUAUGUGGGGCAGACGUUUAGCUGCAUUCAAGUAUUUUGUUUUUCUUCAGGGAAAGCGGCAUCUUUGGUUUUCAUCCUAUAUACCCGUGAUACCAAAAAAGUACCAACAAAAUUGCCAACAUUAUAUUUUGUGGAUUAGCAUAUGCAGAAUACAGUAAUGUCGUUUACCAGUUUUAAACUUUCAUGUUUUUUAUGUGUAUAACGUUUCUUUCUUUGCACUGCAUCUUUUAUACACCCUGCCUUUUUAAAGGUGAUGAUGUGCUUAUUGAUGUUCAAAUUUCAAGCAUUUGAUGAGUGCCUUUAAUUGGAAUCUAUAGCAGCGUGCUUGUAUUGUCACUAAACACAAGUAUAUCUGUGUUAUCAAUGUAAUGUUAAUCCAUGGACUGUUUACUCUGUAAAUUGAACAAUUUCAGCUAUCAGCUACAGGUUCGAUUAUUUUAUCUCAAUAAACCAAUACAAUAUGUUUAUACAAAAAGAAAAGAAUUUGUAUAUAUUAUAGACUUUCAUAGUCUUUUUAUAUAUAUAAGGUAGGGAGAUAAUGUUACCAUUCAGUUCAAUACAUCAUUAUGUUAUGCCUAUGGCAUUACACAAACUCGUACAGCACAAACUCUUCUACUGCCACUGAGUGUAAAAAUGCCUUGUAUAU
Strongylocentrotus purpuratus (purple sea urchin) is the source of this 4573-nucleotide messenger RNA. It is a transcript of the gene nt5c2, whose product is annotated as cytosolic purine 5'-nucleotidase. The transcript has 16 exons. Gene Ontology annotation, molecular function: 5'-nucleotidase activity. Bases 491 to 2257 code for a protein of 588 amino acids. NCBI's taxonomy places the organism in Eukaryota, Metazoa, Echinodermata, Echinoidea, Camarodonta, Strongylocentrotidae. The record is from RefSeq and is a predicted model, not a curated record.